Molecule: messenger RNA, 4702 nt
Organism: Tilletiopsis washingtonensis
Lineage: Eukaryota; Fungi; Basidiomycota; Exobasidiomycetes; Entylomatales
Exons: 3
Coding region: 155-4612 (1485 amino acids)
Source: RefSeq, a predicted model, not a curated record
CGCACACUCUGAGCUCGCCCGAUCCUUCUCACCUCCAUCACUCUCCUUCCUCGGCUCGUACACGUCGUGGCACCCGAGACGCCCGCAUCCGUCGCACCUCAAGCGACGGCUAGCUCCAGCAGCCGUCAGUGCGCGGGCCGACACUCCAGCCAAGAUGCCUCGCGCCUCCUUCUCCGGCAUCGCCGAUGCCUCCUUCCCGGCUGCACCGCUGGCGCCGCUGCCGGGGCCGUCCACUUCCACGCCCGCAGCAUCUCCUUCCAAGAAGCGUCGCGCCUUCAGCAAGCGACGGCAGCGCAAGUCUGAGUCGCGUGCUGCUCCGGAGCCGCUGGAGCAAGUGAGCCACGCGACAUCGAGGAGCAGCAACGGCGACCACGACUCGCGCAGCAAGCGCUCCCAUCGCGAGCGCAGCCGCAGCCGGGCUCGUGCGCCGUCACACUCGCGCUCGCGUGCCCGAUCUAGCAGCAGGCGCCGCCGCCACUCGUCGCCGAGCUCCCCCUCGGACUCGGGCUCAGACUCAGACGAAGGCUCCAGUGAGGAGACGGAGAGCGAGAGCAGCGAGGACCGCGGCCGCUCCUCCAAGCGACGGCGCUAUGCCUCCAGCCGCGCUCGCAGCAGAAGCGUAGCGCCGCUGCUCGACUAUCCGCUCGCAACGUUCAUCCUGCCCGAUCAGCGCAACUUCCAGCGCAUCCUCGACAACAAGAUGUAUUUCAACGCGGCGCUCGACUUUGCUGCGAGCAAGGUCGGCGGCCUCGUGGCGCUGGCGUACGACGGCGAGACGGGCCAUCGCGUCGAGCUCGAGGACGACGAGGACUUCCGCGCCUUGAGACUCACAGCCGCUGCCAAGGGCGCGAUUGCCAUCUACGUCCGCCGCCGCGCCAACUCUGCGGUCGUGGUGCAAGUGCCGAACCCUGCUGCGCCCGCGCCUGCUCCUGCGCCCGCACCUGCCAAGAAAGGCAGACAGUCAGUGCAGAAGAGCGUCCCAGUCGCGGCCAGGCCACCGGCGCAGAGCGCACCUGGUCCCUCGCGACCUGCAGCCGCUGUGCAAGGGCCGCCGCAGCCCGCUGCUCCUCAGACCGCUGCGCCUCGCAAGGGCAAAGCUCCGGUGCAGAAGGCACCCGCGCCGGCCGCCGCUGCUGCACCUGCUGCUCCAGUGCAACCGCCUGUCGCAGCAGCAGUGCAGCCCUCAGCCGUCCGCUCGACGUCUGCGUCAUCUGCAUCGUCGUCGUCGUCCUCGUCAUCAUCGUCCGGCUCAAGCCGCGAGCAAAGCGUGGCUGCAGCUGACGUGCCGGCUCCGACGCCCACGAUCCCUGCAAGCAGAAGUGCAGCUCUGCCUCAGCUCGACCUAGCCAUCUCGACCUCAGAGUCCGAGCCUCUGCAGCACGGACUCAACCGGGCUGCUGGCUCUCGCGCGUCGAAUCCUCUCGUACCCUCGACGAGCGAAGAGGACUCGCCGUCGGUCGACUCUGACUUGCCGCUGCGCGACCGGCAAGCCGCAGCACCUGCAGCUGCUGCGCCGCCGCCGCCUCGAGAGCUCUCGCCGUACAUUCCGCCCUCGCUGCGCCAGCCGCCGCCGCCGACCGCGACUGCGCCUGCCGGCCCUUCGCGCCUGCAGCCCAUCGUCCCGGCGCCAGCCAAGGCUGUCAACGGCAAGCGCAAGCGCGGUGCAGAGAGCGGAUCCGAGUACUCGGAGGGCGAGGGAAAUGGCGAAUCGACGGACACUCGGCCAAUGGCGAAGAAGAAGCGCCGUGGUGGCAAGGCCGCGCGCAGGGCUGGAUCGCGCAGCCAAGAUGAUGCUGGGACCAGUGGCGCCGCGCCCGCGCCGCAAGCUCAGCCCACUGCAGAGGCGCCAGCUCCGCCUACUCGUGCUGAGGCCUCGCCGAGCGGUGCUCAGAGCGGUGCGGCUGACGACGAGGCUCCGCCGGCCGAGGCUCUCGUCAAAGAGAAGCAGAAGAGAGCGCCGCGGCAGGUCAAGCCUGACGACCCCUGCGGCAUCUGCAGCAGCAAGACCCAACAUGAGCCGGAGGCAUGCCCUCUGGUACUCAAGGGACGCGCCGCCAUCGAGAAGCGCAUGGGCGAGCUGAAGGAGAAGAAGCAGUCGAAGAAGCAAUUCGAGCGCGUCGCUCAGAAGGCGCUGCAAGCAUGGCUCGACGAGAACAAACCCGCCAAGGAGCCGUCAGCGACGAAGAAGGUCCGUGCCUCUGCCGCCGCCGCUCAAGCAUCAGGCGAGUCGACCGAGGCAGCUGAAGGCCCCGCAUUGGGCCGCGGGACAAGCGCCAAUGCUGAUGCCUCAAUCUCGGGCUCGGCGACUGCUCCGGCAUCGAACAGACAAGGCACGCAAGUAGUCGAGACCUCGGCGUCGGCCAAUGGCCAUCCAGCGCCGGCCGCCUCGUCGAGCGGCGCAGCGAAUGGCGUUGCGGAGAGCGAAGCAUCAGAGGCGGAGCCUGCCGGCGUCAACGGCGCAGCCCACGAGGGCGCGGGCGCGACCGCAUCAUCGGAUACGCGCGACGCCGAGCCGAUCGUUGUGGACGACGACGAGGAGACCGCUGCUGCGCCGUCGCGCCGCAAGAAGCGCACGCAGGCCGAGAUUGCGCAGGAGCGCGACCGCGUGCGGGCCGAGAAGGCCACGGAGACGCAGCAGCGUCUGGACAGAGAGGUGCAGACCGCUCGCCAGAAGGUGGCGCAGAUCCGCGAGCAGCAGGCGCGCGAAAAGGGUGCCGGCGUCGCCGGCCUUACUUCUGCGCAGCGACAGAAGGCUGAGGCGGCUGCCAAGCGGGCCGAGAAGGCAGUCUCAAAAGCGAAGGAGCGCAGAGAGAAGGCUCUGAUCGAUGGCAUGCGUAUGGCCACUUCGUCGGCCGCCGAUGAUGAUGACGAUACCCGGCCGACCACACCCACGCGCACGCAGGGCCGCAGCGCAACACCGCCCUCAGCGCAGCCGGUCGGUCAGCGACGCCGCGCCGACGCCUCGCCCCCCAACGCAGUCGCUGGCUCUUCUUCUGCCGCCGCCUCGUCGCCUGCUCCGGCCGCCGCAAGCCGGCGCGCGAAUGCUGCGCGGAACGGCUCGAAGGCAGCAACUGACAGCUCAGCGCCGUCGUCUUCUGCGCCUCACUCUACGCAGAGCCUGCUGGCGAAUGUCUCGCGCCCGAUCUCGCCUGGCAGUGAGUUCGACGAGCUCGCCUCGCAGGCGGGUCAGGAGACACCGGCGGCUCGACUGGCUGCCUCGCAAGCGCCGCAGCCUCAGCCGAACAGCGACGAAGCGCCCGCAUCGCCGUCGAAGGACAAGCGCAAGUCGGCAUCGCCACGCAAGAAGGCUGCUUCGCCGCAAAAGGGCAGUCAGGCACCCAGCCAGGUACCCAGCCAGGCACCUGCUGUCGAGCGCGUCCGUUCGCCGCUGCCGGGCCUUACGUCGCCCACGCGCUCGGAGGACGAGGUGGGCACCAGCCCGCAACUGCAGGCCGUGACGACGGAAGACUCGCGCUCGGAGCACGAAGUCUCGCCGGCAGCCUCCCUGCCGCCUCCGCGGGCUACCGCCGGCUCGCAGGCCGGGCCCAGCGGCAGCCCAUCUGUGCCGCCCUCUCCACCGGCGGCGAGUGCUCGCGAGCGCGCCGAUGCCGGCCUCUUCCUGCAGACACAGCUCGGCUCGCAAACGCUGGCCUCGCAGACGCAGCCCUCGCAGACGCAAGACUCGCAAACGCAGCCCUCGCAAGCGGCACAGCACGAGCGGCAGCAGUCCGGGCCUAACCUGCCCGAGUCGCAACUGCGCCGUCCGCGCCGCUCUAGCGCAGCGUCGCGCGCCAGCUCAGACACGUCGGACGACUCGGACGACGAUGCGACGGGCAACGAGGCGGCGCAGGAGAGCGAGGCGGAGGGCAGCGGCGAGGAGGAGGUGGAGCAGGACGACGGCGAGCAGACGGCCCAGGCCGAGCAGAGCCGGGCGCAAGCAAACGGCCACGACGACGCAGACGACGACAGCGUCGACGGCGCCUCGGGCUCCGAGCGCGACGACGACGAGGUCCAAGAGCCCAGCAGCUCGACAGACUCGUCCGACGACGAUGCCGAGUCGGACGCGCCGGACUCGAUCGUCAACGAGCCUGACGCUCCGGCGCCGGCUGCGGAGGAGGAGGAAGACGACGAGAUCAGCAGCACGCCGCAGACGGCCUCGGCGCCUGCGCCGUUCAACCCUUUCCUGCAUCUCAGCAACCUGCGCUCGCGCUUCAGCAGCGGCGGCGCUGCGGCCACGCAGCCUGCGGGCGGCAGCAAGCCGCUGGCCGUCUCGCGCCCUGCCGGACCCAAGCGUCUCUCCGAGCUGCAAGUGUCCAAGCUGCGUGGCUCGGUGUCGCAGCCCGUCUCGCCCAGCACGUCCGUCACUUCCAACGGCACGCAGUCGGGCCGCGUCGCAACGGGCCAGGCGGCGCGGGAGACCUCGUCGGUCAGUGGUGCGGACAGCGAGGCAUCGUCCGGCGACGACGACUCGUCGUCCGACUCGGACUCGGACUCUGACGCCGAGGCCUCCUCUGCUGCUGCGACCAGCUCGGUGCCGGCUCGCCGGCUCGCCAGCAGCGCGGCCAAGAAGAAGCCGCGCCGGCCGCGCGCCUCGCUCUUCGACGGCCUGUGACUGCGUGUGCGCUCUAUUUAUUCGUCUUCCACUCCUCCAUCUCCCUCAUCGUGUACAGUAUCGAGUCACUAGGCACAGCGUCAUCCUCAC